This is a messenger RNA of Aphanomyces astaci, 5338 nucleotides long. RefSeq lists its product as hypothetical. The record is from RefSeq and is a predicted model, not a curated record. The transcript is spliced from 8 exons. Lineage: Eukaryota; Oomycota; Saprolegniomycetes; Saprolegniales; Verrucalvaceae. The coding region runs from base 1 to 3243 and encodes 1080 amino acids.
AUGCGCCGCUGUCAAAACGAUCAGACUGCCGCCGCACUCGGCGGUCUCACCAGUGGGCGACAGCUUGAGCCCAGCUACAUAACGGUGCUGGCCGACUUGGGCUUCAUGGCCCCCGACGAUUUCGAAAGCGGGAGCCUCGUCGCCGGGGAUAACUUGGUCUUAAGCCAAGGCAGCAACGGGCACGGUGAAAGCGAGAAGGAGUGCGAACUCCGUGUCAAUCCCACCAAAGAUAUGGGUACGUAUGCCCGUGUACCCUUCGCCUCCUUCACCCCCAUGGCUGCAUCCCGUCAUCCCGUACGCGACUUUGACGACUUCAUCGCCCACUACCUUCAUCACCACCCUCGCCAAUCAGAAGCCGGCAAGUUGCGCGCGCAAAUUUUGAAACGCUUGUUGGGGCAGUUGCAAAUUAGCACGAUGGGGAAGCGGCAUAAGCAGUCGGCGGUGGGCGGACGGCCUCGUGAGAACAAGCGCGGGAGUUCCGUGAUAUCUCUCAAGGGACAAGACAAGGUGGCGCCUGGCGCUGCGUCCAAAUGGAAUGGACUCGCGAUUCACCAUGUUGACCACGAAGCAACGUUGGAGGAGCGAAAGAAGGCGCUCAUCGCAAAUGUCCCCAUAUUAAGCGUGGUGAUCGCCAACGGAGUGCCGGAAUCGGAUCUCAUGGACGGAUUGGUACCGCUGUCGUUUGCGGUGGAUGAACCCAUCAUCACCAAAGGCGAGACCGAUACGCGGCUGUUCUUUGUCGAAAGCGGUCGUGUUGUCAUUUCCAAGGGCGUCCGCAUGAAGAAAUACGACAACGGAGCGACUUCUUAUCGCGAGGAAUACGAGUACUUCGGUGAAUACCCUUUUGCAAUGCGUGGAGAAGCCCAACGCACUGCAAAUGCGGUGGCGGCGGGGGACGUGCGAUGCUUUUCCAUGGACCUCGCGGCAUGCAAUGUCCUGCUUGCAUCCGUCCAGAUGCUCCUGCACUACCGCUUCCUCAUGCGCGAGCAUGGCGUGUUGGACAACCUGAAUGUGUUUUCGGCUCUGAAUCCCAAGCAGCGCGGUCGGAUGCUAGAUUUGACGACCCUCAAGGAGUAUACCGACGGCGACUUCAUUUGCAAACAAGGCGAGCUCGACGACCAGUACUUUGUCAUCGUAGAGGGCACGGCCAAGAUUUGCAUCAAAACCAACGGCGUCGACGUCGAAUUGGUGCGCAAAACGCCGUUCCAAGGGUUUGGGGAGAUGGGAUUGUUUGGCAAAGCGCGCACCGCCGCUGUGAUUGCAGUGGGCACCGUGACGUGCAUUGUCAUGGACCGCGACAGCUUUGUGAAGGCGCAGACGUUUGUCUUGGACGGGGACGCCGAGUCGAUCGCCGCGACCAACGUCACCAACGAGUGGGAACUCAUGCGGCAGAUCGAAACGCUGCACGAGAACCCACAUGUGGUGGCGUACCUAACGCGGUUCAUUCGUCGGUUCAAGCGCAGCCACAACGCCAAGUUUAUGGGCAAGACGCUGUACACGGACUUGUUCCGGCGCGUGUUUCACAACCCCAAGCUGGCGCUCGAGUUCCCGAGCAUUUCACACAAAAUAGACUGGUUCGACGCGACCAGUGCCAUGAAAUUCAUCCGAUACGAAGCCAAACGCCUCAUGACGAGCCGCGACCCGUCCAAGCCCGACGCCAUGGCCGUGUUACAUGCUGAGGACCUGGCAUUUCUAGGUCGACUCACCGACACGUCGUCGUUGCUUGACAAGUUUCGCGUGUCGGAUGCCCCAAACACGCCCGAAGAAAAGUACGCGAUGGCCACGCAGUUGGCGAAAAUCAUGGAGUUUUACAGCGUCAAGGCGGGCAAGUACAUUUUCAAGCAAAACGUGGUGGAAGGCAAGGCGUACGUCGUGUUGUCGGGCGUGGUGAACAUUGUGCUGGAAGAUGUCACGAAUAACAAAGGCACGGCGCCGGCCAACAACAAUAUCAUCGCGUCGCUGUCCGCGGGCGACUCGCUCGGCGAAAUGAGCCUCGUGUCCAACAUGGCGCGAUCCGCGUCGGCCAUCGCGGGCACGGACGCCGAGCUCAUUUUGAUCGAGCGGCGCAACUUUGCCAAGUACUUUGCGUCUCGGCCCGGGUUCAAGAUCCGGCACUACAUUAUCGACCGCGCCGACUUUUUGUCGAAACUGUCGUUCUUUGCCCAGUACGACCACAAAAGCUGCAUUCGGCUGUCGUACGACAUGGGCGAAGUCACGUUUAGCGGCCGCCACGUGUUUGUAUCGGAAGGCCAUCACGCGUCCACGUUUGUGAUCAUCAAAGAGGGUCAAGUGGGAGUAUACAAGGCCCCACGAUCAACCGGAUUCGACAAGAAUGCUUGUCCGGCGGAUGGUUGCAUGCUCGUGGGCUUCCUCGGGCCGCGCGAGUGUUUUGGAAUGUCGUCGCUGCAGUUGGCGGCCGUAGAAGGCGCCACGUAUGUGGCCAUGACGCCCGUGGUUGCCCUCGAGUUGGUCGACUGGAAAGCAAGGCGACUCGAGUCCAGUGUCCAAGACCUCAUUCGAAAAAUACUGGGUAGUCGCGGCCAGUACGAAGCGCGAACGGCCGCAGACAUGGUCGCCAAAGGUACUGCGAUCCUGUGCAAACCCGCCGCGCCAUGGUGUUCCCUGGGCGACGACAAGAACAGGCUGCAACACCAUAUUGACGACCGGGAAGCACGACAUUCUGGCUCUAGUUGCACGAGGGUGAUGAAGAAUCUAGACGACGUGGAAAGUAAAAUCCAGAGGUGGCGGGAAGGGGGCGACGACCGAUCUCGAGACGGACUAGCAGCCGACGAAGAACAAAUGAGGAGUGCAUUGCCGACGCAUGAGUUGCCCCAACCGACGACCAGCCGCCGCUCUGUUCUCCUGGGCUCGUUUCUGUCCAAAACUAUGCAAAAUUUCCACAAAACCACAGGGAAGACCUUGGCUGUGGCCGUAGCACCAGCACCGACUGUGAAGUCCAACGAGAUACACUUGUUGGAAGCUUCGCACGCUCUCAAACAUGCAUUACCACAUAAAGGGAUAGGCAAGCAGCACCAUCCUCCUACCGGCAAGCCCAGCCGAGACCCCAACGAUCAUGUGAACAAGAACCAGCAGUCUCCAUGGAGAGAUGAACAAAGCAAAAGUGGCGCGGAGGACGACGACUGUCAAGAUAUCGAUCAAGACAAAGGUUUUGAAGUGGAUGACGACGCAGCCAGUCGCAUGUGGCAACUCGACAGAAUCAUCACGGACAAUUUGUACUUGUAAAAAACACUUACAGCAACCGCAACUUCACCACCACUACCCCAUAUGAUCAUCGUCCUCCACUUCCUCCUCAUCGCCCUAGGUACGACGACGACGCGGCAAUGCGCUCCAUCUGCGUCUUGAUCUCGAUCGCAAUGUCCAUGUCAGGGACAUCUGGCGCGAUGGCAGCGCCAAGCCGUUUCAACCUCGCGACAAGGAGCACAAACUUGCGCAUGCGGCCGUCCGUGCGGCCGUUGUUGGCUUCGUCCACAUCAUCAUCAAUCGCGUCGUUGUCUCUGUAGUCCACGACGGCGAGGUCGAGGUGGCUGGUGCUGCUCUUGUCGUGGCUGGUGCUGCCUCGAGUCGUCGUCGUGGUCGCAUUUGACAACGUGUCGUUGUGACGCUUAAAAGUACCGCCCUUGGCCGAAGAUGGCGGCGGUGGCUUCUUCACUCCACGAAGCAAACAAGCACGCGAUGCCACAAAGUGGUACGUUUGAUGGGGCAGCUUGGCAUCCCACGCCACGGCCACGUGUCCCGUGUCCCAUGCUAACCGAUACGUCCACGAGGCCGCGACGAAACUGGCAGAUCCGACGGGCGGCGCCGCCGCGGCCACCGUGUUAUGCCCCAUGUGCCGAACCAAUUCGUUCACAGGGGCAAACCCAAUGUUCGCAAAACUCGUCGACCCACCUACGUCAAUCGGGUGGUCAACUGUUUUCAUCUAGAGCCCAACAGUGUAUAUAGGAGAGGCCCAGCACAUUCCACAUUAUUCACAACCACCAAUACUGGUGGUGGUGUUUGAUGGCACGAGAGCGUGCCACGUCAUUCAUGCCGAGAGAUCAUCGACGUACCGUACGGCGACUGGGGAGCAUCGUGAGGGGCAAAGAAGCCAUAGUCGGCGUCGGGAAAGUGGCUCGCGAUGGAAUCCCACGUCCGGUCUGGUCGAUCAAAGAACACGUCGAGGCCGUGUAGGUGCAUGGGCACGGCCCAUGUGUGGAAGAGGUGGUCGGUGGCUUGGGCGGUUGCAAACAAGUGCAGCUGCCACGUGGCUGGGUCUACUUGAUGCAUACAUGGCACGAGUUCGCGGAUGCGCAGGGCGGUGAUGGCGAGCUCCCGCUGGUUGGCAUCGCCGCGCGGUUGCUGGGCGAGCUCGAGCAUGUGGCGGCAGAGCGUGGCGGUGGCGGGGUAGUCGACGGCGACGAGCUUUUCCAGGGCGAUGAGGCGCCACGAUUCGUACAGCGUGUACGGCAUAUCGAUGAGCGGGAGGAAAUCCGUUAGGCCGGGGACGCGGCCGGCGGCGUCGGUCGCGAGCCGCAUCAACAGCCGCAACUCGACAGAUUCCAUGUCGGUCCAGAUGAAUCGGACGUGGCCGAAAUGACGCUCUUGGUGCACGGCAAAGUACUCGUCCGAGGUCGGAACGACGGCGUGGAGGCCGUCCCCCGUCGGAACGGUCGUGGCCGUGGCAAAGACGGCGCCAAGGACAUUCAUUUGCGCCGCCUUGUCCGACCCGCUCGUCGGAUUCAUGCUCACAUAGUCGACCCAGAUGCCAAUUUUGCUUUGGUCGGGGCCUAACGUGGAGAGGUACGUGGCAAGCUGAGAGGCCUCGGUGGGUGUCAGGGGCACUGCAUAUGGCGGCUCGUUGUCACAGCGAACGGUAAAUGACUCGCAUCCGAGCGCCAUCGUGCGCUCCUCCCAUCGAUGCGACAACGCAAAGUGGUGCGUUGGGUUCAAGUCUUCAACUGCCACGCGGGAGCAUACGAUCGUAUGGUCGUCCACGCGAUGAACGAGUCGCGCUUUGGCUUUAGGAAGCAACGCCGUCGCAGAGGACGAAGCGGGAGAUAACACGGUCGAUGGGUCGGCUAUAAGUGACGGGAACAACGGCUGGAUGUGGUCGACGUGCACGCCUUCUGGAACUGGGGGGACGGAUGAGCAUGAUCUGGGAUCGUACGACGCUCGCUUGGUGAACCACCCCUUGACGUGCGUGGUAACGUUGUGGAGCAUGACGACAAACGUGGACUGACGCGUUGGAGCGGUUUUAAAGUGUAGCAACGCCACUGGUUUAUGGGACCGAAACCGCUCGCCGCGACGACCAGUAUUAUUAGAGUUUUCAUUCGUAUGAGCA